This is a messenger RNA of Saccharomyces cerevisiae S288C, 870 nucleotides long. RefSeq names its product Asi2p (gene ASI2). Gene Ontology annotation, cellular component: nuclear inner membrane. NCBI's taxonomy places the organism in Eukaryota, Fungi, Ascomycota, Saccharomycetes, Saccharomycetales, Saccharomycetaceae. The coding region runs from base 1 to 870 and encodes 289 amino acids. The transcript has a single exon. The record is from RefSeq and is marked reviewed.
AUGGCGAGGCCUCAAAAUCAUCGCCGCAGUAAUUGGACAGAAAGAGACGAUAAUGAUGAUUAUCUGUUUCAGCGAUUUCUAGAAGAAUCGGAAACGAGGCAUAGUAGAGAGCCUUCACCUGUAACCGAGCAAUCUCAGCAAGAACUACAGCAGGAUGUACAGCAAGCAAUCGAUGGAAUAUUUAACUCCCUUAGGAGGAAUAUGAGUUCUACUUCAAAUAUAAAUAGAGCAGCUAAUAUGGAUGCAACCACAAACGGAAAUGGAGGAAUCAAUGCAGACACUAUAAGAGCCACCAACGCCAAUACGGCCGAUUCCCCAUUCACAGCAAGGCAGCAGAGCCCUCUCAGAACUUUUCUUAGAAAUUUAUUCAUUUUAGAUUACUUUAUUGGGCUAAUUUUAUUCCCAUUUUCCGUAUACAACAUAUUAAGGAGCGGGUUCAAUUCAAUGACCUUUUCAGAGAAUGAUUUUAUAAUCGAAAUCGUGGGAUACUGGAAAUUUGCCAAGAUAUUUGGUUCUGGUGGCACGACAUUAAUAGCAUAUAAGGAUACUGGUAAAUUAGGGUUGCUUGGAAAGUUUCAUAACAUCAUUGUAUUUUACUCUUCACCUGUGAUAAAACAUAUUAUGAAAAGUAGAGAUGGCAAUGAACCCAACUUAAAUUGGAUAAGACUAAUGUUCGCUAAAGCUUUCGAGCUAUUUGUCAAAGUCUCUACCAUUCUGAUCUAUUUAGCUUAUGGCGUAAGUGGUACCGUUUACAUGGUUACCGCUGGGUUUUUCUUCGUAUUGUGUCUAUUAUUCACUGUUAUUAGAAGAUAUAAAGGUGUCCAUCGAAUGUUGGUGAGCCAAAGGAUUACAGGGCCAGGCGUAUUCUGA